AUUGUUUGGGAAACAAAGCUCAAUUGGCUAAAUUUGAGUUUCUGUACAAUUGUGAAAUCCGGUUUAGUCAAACCGGUUAAGAACCAUUAUUUAUUAAAUUUAUUUUGGUUUUGUUUCGUAAUUUUCAUAUUCUUAUCGUUUAUGGCUUCCGUUGGUUUGCCGGCGUUAAGCUGCCGGAGCUCAGGAGAACAAGUGAAAGAGAUUCGCGUUUGUACGAAUCGCACCUGCCGGAGACAAGGCUCCUUCCAGAUUCUCGAGACUUUAACGGCUCUAGCACCUCCCGAACUCCGAGUCACUCCCUCCGGUUGCCUCGGCCGAUGCGGCGCCGGUCCAAACCUCGUUGCUCUCCCUCAAGGUCUCCUCCUCGGUCACUGCGCCACACCUUCUCGUACUGCUGAAAUCUUGUUCAGCCUCUGUGGUGACGGUGGUCGUGAAGCUUCUUCGUCCUCUGCCGUCGCAGACGCCCUCACCGCUUUAGCGCUCACCAACAAUGCUCUCUCUCAAAUCGAUGCGGGGAACUUCUUGGAAGCCGAAGCACUUCUAACUCAGGCUUUAGAGCUGAAACCCUACGGUGGCUUGCAUAGAAUCUUCAAACACAGAGCAGUAGCAAAAUUGGGAAUGCUUGAUUACUGUGGGGCUCUUGAAGAUAUAAGCCGAGCUCUAGCCUUAGCUCCCAACUAUUCUGAGCUCUACAUUUGCCAAGGUGAUGUCUACGUAGCAGAAGGUCAAUAUGAUCUCGCAGAGAAGUCGUACUUGAAAUGUCUAGAGAUAGAUCCUUCUCUUCGCAGAUCUAAAUCAUUCAAGGCCCGGAUUGCAAACCUUCAAAAUAAAGUUGUUGAAGUAGAUGCGACAUAGAAGUAUUCUGACAUUGGGAGUUGUAUCUGGAUGCAUACUGAUAGAUGUCUACGUGUUUGUCAUAAAAAAGGUAAUUCUUUUUCCUCUACUAGAUCCUUACAAUAAAUGUCUCUUUUUUGGGGGAGAAGGUUGGGGUUUCCAGAGGGGCAAGGCUUGCAUAUAGGUUAUUAGUGUAUCAAGAUGUAAUGAAAUUACGCUGUAUAUAUAUAUUAUUCAAAUGAUAUUAUCAAAGUUAAUGACA
Messenger RNA from Camelina sativa (false flax), 1096 nucleotides. RefSeq lists its product as uncharacterized. The record is from RefSeq and is a predicted model, not a curated record. Lineage: Eukaryota; Viridiplantae; Streptophyta; Magnoliopsida; Brassicales; Brassicaceae. Gene Ontology annotation, molecular function: protein binding.